Messenger RNA from Aspergillus thermomutatus, 3588 nucleotides. RefSeq lists its product as uncharacterized. Bases 1 to 3588 code for a protein of 1195 amino acids. The transcript is spliced from 8 exons. The record is from RefSeq and is a predicted model, not a curated record. NCBI's taxonomy places the organism in Eukaryota, Fungi, Ascomycota, Eurotiomycetes, Eurotiales, Aspergillaceae. Gene Ontology annotation, molecular function: hydrolase activity.
AUGGUCAAGAACGCUCUGGCAGUUCUGGCCCAAGUCAACAAGGACCGCGUGGAGAAUCCCAAUUUCAACCAAUACGCCUCCCAGGAGCCUCACCGCACACAGGCAUCGUUCGCGACUGCUGCACCGCUAGAUUAUAGUACUGAAGCGGUAGAGAAUGCCCGCCUUCCGAAACGCGAUGCUCCCUCUACCACGACCCGUGGCAACAAAGCAUAUUCUAUCCCACCGGAGCUAGCUAGAGCGGCUCAGAUCGUUGCGGAAUCAACGGAUAACACGCCGAGUGGAAAUCACAGCGACGUAGCGGCUGAUAUUCGUCGCAAAUACGGUCAAGGAAAGCGACACACUAAUACCCCGCCACAGGCUCUUGUCCAGUCGAAUGGCCUUUAUGACUUCCAGUCUUUCGCCGAAAAUGCAAACGUGUCGCUGGUUGACCAAGAGAGUUACACAGGACUUCACAAGCGCGCCCCUUCUCUGUAUUGGAUGCCGCACAUGGAAAAGAAUGGCCACAGUCCAUUCGCCCCGGACGGCUACAAGAUUUGGAGAAAUGUUCGCGACUACGGAGCCAAGGGUGACGGGGUCACAGACGACACGGAUGCUAUCAACAGAGCAAUUUCAGACGGAGGGUGCUGCGGUGCGGACUGCGGCUCGAGCACUAGGUAUCCUGCAGUAGUCUGGUUUCCAGGCGGCACAUACCUGGUUAGCUCGUCCAUUAUCCAAUAUUAUAAUACCCAGUUCAUAGGUGAUCCACUGAACGUGCCCACGAUCCUAGCCGCGUCGAGCUUCAUCGGGCUGGGCGUUAUUACUUCAGAUCCCUAUGUGAGCGGCAACGAGCAAUGGUAUCUCAACCAGAACAACUUCCUGCGCAGCAUCAAGAACUUCAAGAUCGAUAUUCGGCCAACGGAUCCGUCCGCCUAUGUAUGCGCAAUUCACUGGCAGGUGGCGCAAGGUACUUCGCUGGAAAAUAUCGAGUUCUACAUGCUGUACAACUCAGACGUUCCUGGGAACACGCAACAGGGUAUUUACAUGGAGAAUGGCUCAGGAGGCUUUCUGACUGACCUGACCUUUGUGGGUGGGAACUUUGGUGCCUAUUUUGGCAAUCAGCAAUUCACAACUAGUCAGCUCGUUUUCGUGAACUGCCAGACAGCUCUGCAGGUCCAUUGGGACUGGGCAUGGACCAUGCAAGACUAUGUUAUCGAAUCAUGCACGAAUGGUCUGGUAAUCGUUGGCGGGGCUGGUGGCUCCAUGAGUAAUGGGCAAGGCGUUGGCUCCCUAAUUUUAGCUGAUGCCAUCAUUGCCAAUACCCCGAAUGGCAUCGUUACAUCCCUCCACACGGAGAACUCUACAUCCUUACUGCUUCAAAACGUCGGAUUCUUCAAUGUUAAGACCGCGGUUGUGGACAGUGUAAGAAAUCAGGUCCUUCUCCCUGGCGGCAAUGAAGUCCUGAAAGACUCAUGGGGUUUUGGUAUGGUCAAUGACGCAACUGGUGUUGGAUCCUUUGUGAACGGGCAGGAUAUCCCUGUCAUGAAUCGAACUGAGAAAAUGCUUGGAAGUCAGGCGUAUGUUAAGCCGAACCUGUUCACACGCCGUCGCCCCCAAUACGAGGAUCUUUCGACCGAUGACAUUGUCAACGUGAAACUAUUCGGUGCCAAGGGCGAUGGAAGCUCUGAUGACGUGGUCGUGUUGAAUUGGAUUCUGGAAUACGCUGCCAAUCUAUCAUCGGUUGUGUACUUCCCUUAUGGCGUGUAUAUGAUCAGGGAUACGUUGAAAGUUCCCGUGGGUUCGCGAGUUAUGGGCCAGGCAUGGCCUCAGAUUGUGGCCACGGGCCCCAAAUUUGAGGAUAUCGAUCACCCUUAUGUCGCGGUCAAGGUUAGAAAUCCUGGGGAUGUGGGCAUCAUUGAAAUCCAAGACAUGAUGUUUACGGUGUCCGGUCCAACUGCAGGAGCUGUUCUUGUCGAGUGGAAUGUCGAGCAGUCCGUCAAAGGCUCUGCUGCCAUGUGGGAUUCGCACAUUCGUGUUGGUGGCGCCAUCGGUUCCAAGCUUCAGAGGGAACAAUGCCCUAAGCAGACGCGUCGUGUGAAUCCGAAUUGCAUUGCGGCGUCUCUCCUGCUGCAUCUGACUCCAUCGUCAACUGCGUAUCUCGAAAACAUCUGGGCCUGGGUCGCCGACCACGAUUUGGACGUGAUCACACAGGAUCAAAUUGACGUCUACUCAGCUCGUGGUAUCUUGAUUGAAAGCCAACAGGCCUGGCUCUACGGGACCUCGUCAGAGCAUAACGUCAUGUACCAGUAUCAGCUCUCUGGGGCGCAGAACAUCCUGAUGGCUAUGAUCCAGACGGAAUCCCCAUACUAUCAACCAGUACCUCUAGCGCCUAAUCCCUUUACACCGGGAGUGUUCCCUGACGAUCCUCUAUUCGACGACUGCAAGUCCAAUCCACUCAAGUGCGCCGUAUCCUGGGCAGUCCGUAUCGUCGACUCGACUGUCUUAAAACUGAGAACUGCCAGCAGAGAGGCUUCGAAAUUGAGCAGAGCUCUGAUAUCUGGAUUUAUAAAUCUUUGCACCAAGGCCAUCAUCGAAAUGGUCACUCCGUUCCAGGGGGUACCCACAUAUGCCUGGGAUAACGUCAACGGAUUCCUCUCGUCAAUCCUGGCUUGGCUGGGUGGUGCUGAGCAAACAGCGGGCCAAAGGGAGUUCCCUGGUUUCACGAUCUACACUUCUUCCGGGCUGGAGGAUGCUGAUCUUCCUCUGGCCUGCAAGAAUUCCCUAGCUGAGCGGAUCAAGUGUGACCCCUACGUGUCCUCUAUGAUGCAGCUGAGUUAUCAUGGAUCGCUGGAUAAUGACACACUCACCGACUCAAUCUGCGAUGCCAGCUGUGGGCCCCAACUGCCUGACGGAGAUAUCCUCAUCCAUGCAGGUGAUCUCACCCAGUCCGGUACUCGAGAGGAGCUGGAAGCACAGAUCGAAUGGCUCGAUAGCCAGCCCCAUCGCUUCAAGGUAGCGAUAGCGGGGAACCACGAGCUGUGUCUGGACCCCAAAGCUCCCGCUCGCAAUCGCACCGGGCCAGUCGACUGGAAAUCCAUCCGUUAUCUGGAGAACUCAUCGACAAUCCUCGACUUUGGUGAUAGCAGACGCGUCAAGGUCUUCGGGUCCCCGUACACCCCUCGGCACGGGAACUGGGCUUUCCAGUAUCCGCGUGCUGAGAAUGUCUGGGACGAAAUACGGAUCCCUGAUGACAUUGAUAUUCUUGUUACACACGGCCCCCCAAAGACACAUUUGGAUCUGGGACGAUACGGCUGUGAAUUCCUUCGGUCUUGGUUAUGGUCGGCGAAGCGAAGGCCUUUGCUACAUGUAUUCGGUCAUAUCCAUGGGGCUUACGGGAAGGAGACUCUGUGCUGGGACGAUUUCCAACGAGCGUACGAGAGCAUCCUUGACGAUGAUGCAAAGUGGAGGAAUCUGAUCACGUUAAUGUGGCAUGCACUUGUACAGCUUAUACGCCCGAGAUAUCCAUGUGAAAGGACUAUUAUGGUUAAUGCCGCUGCAGUUGGGGGACUCCGCGAUGAAAAGAGGCGGGACGCUAUUUGCGUUGAUAUCUAA